Molecule: messenger RNA, 1920 nt
Organism: Centropristis striata (black sea bass)
Lineage: Eukaryota; Metazoa; Chordata; Actinopteri; Perciformes; Serranidae
Gene: ap4m1
Product: adaptor related protein complex 4 subunit mu 1
Exons: 16
Coding region: 307-1635 (442 amino acids)
Biological process (GO): Golgi to lysosome transport; protein targeting
Cellular component (GO): trans-Golgi network; cytoplasmic vesicle; clathrin adaptor complex
Source: RefSeq, a predicted model, not a curated record
AUAGUGACCCGGUCAGUAAACAGUCUGUCACAUGAGUCCGGCAGAUAAAAAACAAACAUUAAAUCAUAUUUUCGUGGAUCUUUUAAUAUUUUAACUAAAACAUUUCAUUAGUAGAAGUGAAUCAGCGUUAUUCGGUUCAUCCUGAACGGCUCUAAUGUUAAUAAUUAACUGUUUAAAUGACUCUAACGGCCGCUAGCUGUUAGCCUGGUUAGCUCAGUGAAACCACUUUAAAUCUUAUUUAUGGAUCAAUAACAAACACAUAAACAUCUUAUUUUCGCUCUUUCAUCUUUAUUCCACUGCAGCAGGAUGAUCUGUCAGAUCUUCAUCCUGUCCUCUAAGGGGGACCACCUCAUCUACAAAGACUUCCGCGGAGAAGCAGGAAGUGAUGUCGUUGGCGUUUUCUACGAGAAGGUCACGGCACUGACCGGAGACCAGCCUCCUGUUGUCAUGAGUCAUAAAGACGUUCACUUCGUCCACGUUCGUCAGGGAGGACUCUACUGGGUCGCCACCUGCUCCUCUGACUCCUCCCCCUUCACCAUCGUAGAGUUCCUCAACAGGUUAACCUCUCUGGUUAAAGAUUACUGUGGCAGUCUGUCAGAGAAGUCGGUGCAGAUGAACUUUGCUCUGAUCUACGAGCUGCUGGACGAAGUCGUGGACUAUGGUUACAUCCAGACGACGUCCUCUGACGUCCUGAAGAACUUCAUCCAGACUGAAGCGGUGACGUCUCGUCCCUUCAGCCUCUUUGACCUCAGUAACGUCGCUUUGUUUGGAGCCGAGACGCAGCAAAGUAAAGUAGCUCCGAGUUCAGCAGCCACGAGACCCAUCCAGACCAGCAGAGAACAGGGAGGGAAGAGUGAGAUAUUUGUGGACGUGAUAGAGAGGAUGUCGGUGGUCAUCGGCUCCAACGGCGUUCUGAUGAAGGCCGACGUGGAGGGAGAGAUCAGAGUCAAGUGCUACAUGCCCAGCUGCUCUGAGAUGAGAAUCGGACUGAACGAAGAGUUCAGCAUCGGGAAGUCACAGCUCAGAGGUUACGGCGCGGCGGUGCGAGUGGACGAGUGCAGCUUCCACCAGGCGGUGAGACUCGACGAGUUCGACAGCAACCGGAUCCUCCGACUCUGUCCGAGUCAGGGAGAGCAAACAGUGAUGCAGUAUCAGCUGAGUGACGACCUGCCCACCGCCCCGCCCUUCCGCCUCUACCCAACCAUCGAGAGGGACAGCGGGGGCAGGCUGCUGCUGAUGUACCUGAAGCUGCGCUGCGACCUGCCACCAAAGAGCUCAGCCAUCAGUGUGUGUGUGAGCGUGCCGGUGCCUCGAGGCUCCGUCAGUCUGUCCCAGGAGCUCAGUAGUCCUGAUCAGAGUUCUGAGUUGAAGCUUCAGAGUCGAGUCAUCGAGUGGAGAAUCCCUCGAUUCACCGGAGGAACGCAGCUGUCGGCUCUCUUUAAGCUGGAGGUGUCCUCCCUCAGCUCCUCCUCCCUCCUGGAGGUGGGUCCUGUGGCUCUGAGCUUUGAGCUCCCCAAGCAGACGGUGACGGGGCUCCAGGUCCGCUUCCUCCGCCUCAACCCUCUCCAGCCGGGCCCCGCCCAGCGCUGGGUCCGCUACGUCACACACUCCGACUCCUACAUCAUCAGGCUCUGACAUCAUCAGGCUCUGACAUCAUCAGGGGCUGAUGACAUCAGUCUGACAUCAUCAGGGGCUGGGAAAAAAGGCCCAAAAAAGACAAAACAUUGACGAAAAAAAACACAAAAUGGCCCAAAAAAGACAAAAAUUUACGAGAAAAUACUCAAAAUGUCCAAAAUAAGACACAAAUUGACCACAAAAAUACAAAACAUUACAAAUAAGACACAAAUUGACCAAAAAAGGCAUUGAAAGAAAAAAAAAAGACACAAAUUGACCACAACCACAUCAGCAGGGUAUGAUGAU